CUAAUACAGCUCAUGAAUGUAAGAGGGACUUAGUGAUGGAAGGUGUUAAUUUAUUCCUUCUUCAACAAUUGUGCAAUCUUAUUGGAAAUGUAGUAGGAGGUGGAUUGUAUGGUGAUCAUGGGAUUGACUCCAAUUGCAGUUGGCAGGACACUAGCAUCGCAAACAAACCAACCUUCAGCUUCCCAACUCAGACCAUUCUCAUCCACAACACCCUCUUCCUCGAUUGAGCCCAUUCAACAACUUCCUAUCUGAUGAGCUGUAAGAUAGAGGGUCCAAUACUCAUCCUUGGAACUAAGCCCUCCUACAAUGGGAACGUUAUCCAAAAACUCCUGCAAACUUUCUUCUGUAAGACCUUUGCAUUUAAUUCUCUGGCCAUCGCUUUGAUAGGUUUCCACUUCCACUGCUCCAGCUGCAAUCAGAACCUUUAACACCUGUCUCAACCCAAUCUUUAGAUUUUCUUUAUCCACUUCACUUAACCGGUACUUUAUCUUCCCUUCUUCCAUUACUUCUCUUGAAUCCUGGUGUCUAAUCAGUGUGAAAAGGUGAGCCAUCUUGGAUACCUCACUAUUCUUUCCUGUUGAAUGUAUUUUCUUGUUAAUUUUUAGAUUAUGUGUAUUAGGAAUAAUGAUUCAGUAAACAGAAGUUAGUUAGAGUAGUUAACAGUUGGUUAGUUUGGUUAGCCAGUUGACUAUUCUUCCUGUACUGUAUUAAAUACUGUUCUUUUCCUCAUUAAUGAUUAAGUGAGAAAUAUUUCAGCUAUGAUCUUGAUAUGGUAUCUAAGCUAGAGAUUUACUUGGAAUAGCUCUUUUUUUUUCCCUCUUUUCUUUUCUUUCGUUUUCUCAUGGCAGAUGAAACAAUACCUACUGGUGAUACAUCUCGCUAUUCUUCUAAUGUUGAAGGAGUAGCUCAUACACAAGGGUUUAGUAGCAUGGCUUCACAGACUGUUCAUUAUUUUUCCAAACACAAUACGAUCAAACUAGGGGAGCACAACUUCUUGUUAUGGAAACAUCAGAUCUUGUUGAUUCUUGAAGGUUAUGAUCUUGAAGGUUUUUUUUUGCAGGACAAGUUCCUAGCUUCUUGUUUACUUUCUAUAGUGACAGAUGAAGUUCUGGUACAUAUUGCAACGACCAAGACUAGCUGUGAUAUUUGGACUGGAAUUGAAAGGAGGUUUGGGGCCAAGUCUAAUGUCAAGCUCUCGAGCAUGCGUCAUGCGUUGUAUUCUCUCAAGAAAGGGAGUUUUACUGUUAAAGAAUAUUUGACUAAGGUGAAAAAUCUUAGUGAUAGUCUCACUAUAGCUGGUAGUGUGGUCACUGAACAUGAACAUGUGAGUAUCAUACUGGCUGGUCUUUCACUGGAGUAUGAAUCUGUCCGUGUGAUUGCCUCUGCCACAACAAUGUCUUUUGAAUUGUUAACAGAGAUGUUUCUUGAUUGUGAAGCGCGACAGUUGGCUUCUCUGACUGAGUUACCUUUGCAAGCUAAUUUGGCAGCUCAUCAAAAGGAGAGUAACGUACGAGGCAAGUUUCUAUGGGGAAUGGUGAUUUUGUUUCGAUUGUUAACAUCGGCACAUCCAACAUGCAGGCUGGUUUUAGGUUGUUACGCCUAAAGAAUGUGCUCCAUGUUCCCACUGUGAUAUUCUAACCAAGAAAACUCUCCUAGUGGGCCGCAUGUAUAAUGGUUUCUACAAGUUUGAUACUUCUCGAUUGGUCUCCAACAGUAGUGGUGCAUCUUUUCAGCCUAGUGUGUCGUUAUACAUAGCUUAAAAUGUGUUUUCACUUACAAUGUGACAUAGUCGACUAGGCCAUCCAUGUAACAAUGUUCUUGUUAAUGUUUUGCGUAGUUGUAAUGUUUCCUUCAAAUAGCACUCUAUCUCCUUUUUGUUCAGCUUGUUAGUUAGGCAAAACUCAUAAAUUAUCGUUCAAUCCAUCGGAAACCUUGUACUCGUUGCCUUUUGAAUUAGUAGAAUAAGAUGUUUGGGGCCCUGCUCAUUUAAAAUCAAA
Molecule: messenger RNA, 1997 nt
Organism: Gossypium raimondii (Peruvian cotton)
Lineage: Eukaryota; Viridiplantae; Streptophyta; Magnoliopsida; Malvales; Malvaceae
Exons: 4
Coding region: 842-1603 (253 amino acids)
Source: RefSeq, a predicted model, not a curated record